Messenger RNA from Chelonoidis abingdonii (Abingdon island giant tortoise), 1350 nucleotides. It is a transcript of the gene AVPI1, whose product is annotated as arginine vasopressin induced 1. NCBI's taxonomy places the organism in Eukaryota, Metazoa, Chordata, Testudines, Testudinidae. The record is from RefSeq and is a predicted model, not a curated record.
GAGAAGCAGGAAAAAGCGGGGAACCUCUGGGUCCUGGAAAGGCAGCACAGCCAGGCAGGAAACGAGCUCGCUCUGCCCUUGACUCCUGGCUACUGACGCGCUAGCCGCGGCACUGGGCAGAGCUCAUAGGUGCAGGUUGCAAAAUCCCAUAGGUUGUACCCCUCCCGUCCCAUGUAGGCGGAGGAGUCAGCCGAGGGGUGGGGAGCCAGCAGGCAGUCCCCAGGGGAUGCAGGCUGACGAGGGAGAGGGGAGCCAAAUCCCUUCUUGCAGCCUCAUCCUGUUCCCUUCCUUCCCACAGGGGCAGACCUAUGGGCACCCCAGCCUCUGUGGCAUGCGACCCCCUGCAGUGCCAGGUUCCUGAGGCCCGUGCCCGGAAAAGAGCUUCUGCCAACAUCUUCCAGGACGUGGGGCUGCUGCAGCUGCGGAGCCUGUUCAGGAGCAGUGGGGAUGAGCGGGCAGAGGAGCGUGCCCAGCUGGUCUGGGAGUACGGGGGCAACCGGCGCACAGCCCAAGCCCUGCGCCAACUCAGGAGCAGGCAGAGGAGGUGGUGGCAGCAGCCAUCCCAGCUGAGCCCAGCAGCUCAGGACAGCAGCAACCCAAGGCUAGAGGAGUGCAUCUCCCCCCACGCACACCCCGGCAGCAGCACGAGGCUGGAGGGGCCCAGCAGGGACAGGCAGUGCCCUGGCGCCAGGAAGAAAAGUCCAAGGACCAGGUGGAGGAAGAGGGGGCCAGGGCCCAGAGGGUACCUGCACCAGCUCCAGCAGUGAGUGGGGCAGCUGGCACUGGGAGCUCCCAGCUGCCUGGCCAGGCUCAGCCCCACAAACUGGCAGAGACGCAGGGGGCGUGUGUGUGAAUUCUCUCCCCGCUGGCUAGAGCUGGGCCAAGCAGCUGCAGAUUCCCCCACUUCAUCCCCCAAUUGGUGAAGGGAGAGGGGAUCAGAGACAGGGAGGGAGGGGUCCAUGGGGGGAGCAGCCAGCAGAGGACAGCUGCAGCCUGGGCUGUGAGAGGGCCUUUGCAGCCCCCCUCACUCCCCCAAUCCAACACUAACUGCCCAGAAGGCCCUUUGGUCAGGGGCCAGGGCCUCUGGCACCUGAGUGUUGCUGAGCCUUGGGAGUGACUCCAAGCAGGCAGCCUUUCCCCCACCCCCAGCCCAGCUGGGGGUAUGUGUGGGGCAAGUGUGUCACUCAGCCCCAGAGCUGGCUUUCUAGGGUGCCAAAGUCCUAUAGGAGAGCCCCAGCCUCCUAGGGGCAGCCCCGAGCCUCAGCCCUAGGAAAACACUUGAUGCUUGUCGCAUACAGUGGGACAAACUGUGUAAUAAAAGCCUGCGCAUGACCUGGCUGUGCUGCUAGG